AUGUCGUCUGCACAGCGUGCAUUCGCUUCGAAACUGACCAAGCACAAUUCGUCGGACAUUCGCAAAAAUGUGGCCAACUAUCAGUUGCUGUCGAAAAGCGACAGUAGUUCCGUGUGUUCCUCUUCAAUUUCUUUGUGCGAUCUGGUGGAACCGAUUGACUACGAGGAGUUUCUGGCACAGCACAGCAGCCUGCUCCACAAGGAUCCGCUGCGGUCGAUUUUGGAUUUCCCUUCCGGAGACGUGCAGGUGAAGAUAGUGCCACGCAAGAUACGAACCAUUGAACAUGUCACUCCCAAGGAACCGCUCGAGGAGCUGCCGCUGUACGUGCAGCACUGUGUGGACUGUUUCACGCGACCCUGGAAGGUGGUCGACUUUUCGGCGCGACACCACUCCGGAUCGUGUAGCUCGGGCGAUCGCAAGGACAAGGGUGCGCUCAGUCCUACUUCGUACCAGCAAGAGUUCGAAAUCGACCGGGACUUUGGGUCGAUGGGCGUUUCGUUGGAUGAAUCCGUCACCUCCACCACGCUGUACGCGAGCGAAAGCUGCACUCCCAGCAGCCGCCAGUCGAUCGCAAGCCUUUCUUCCGUGUCCACCUGCACGGACACCCUGACACCGCGUGGAUCGUGGGCAUCGUUCGAUCUGCGAAGCUCAGUCAACGAUCCGCUCAUCACGGGUGUGCUAGAGCGUGUGCCUCCAGAAAGUGUUGACCAAAGCAACGAAGUGAAGCGACAGGAAGAGCGCCAGCAAGCGCUCUUCGAUCUGUACCCGGUCAGUGAGCUGACGGUCGAGAAGCGUCUUCCGGCCGAAAUUCCAAUGGAACACCUGGGGAACCGGAUCCAUGUAAAGUGCUUGCACCUCAAGCUGGAACUUGAGGUGGAGCCCAUUUUUGCCUCGAUGGCGAUCUACGAUGCGAAGGAGAAGAAAAAACUGUCCGAGAAUUUCUACUUCGACAUGAACCCGGAAUCGUUGCGUCGAAUGCUAGUGAACCAUGUGCCGUUUUCGGACAUUAGCACGCAAGCGAGGGAAGCUGUGUUUGACAUCACGAAUCCAAGUACCGAACUGUAUCUCGUAAUAAGACUGGAAAAAGUGCUUCAAGGAGACAUCAAAGACUCGGUCGAACCGUACCUUAAGGACGAUAAGGAUAAGUACAAGGACAAGGCUAAAUCCAAUGCAUCCGAUUACUGUGAGCGGCUCGGCAAGUACCGAAUGCCGUUCGCCUGGACCGGCAUCUAUCUGACGAGCAUAUUCAACGGCGACAGCAUGGAGAAGGACGAUCGCGAAAGCAUUGGAUCGGCCUCGAGCUCAAAUAGCCUCGAUCGGAAAUCAUCCACCAGCAGCUUCGAUCAGUUCCGCAAGCGGGCCAGUGACAUGGGCACACUGACGCGGCGCGGUUCGCUGGAGAGAAAAAUGGAAAAACGACGCUCCUGGUCGCCGGAUGACUUCGCGAACAGCAUCGAAACAUUCCGACCGAUCACCAUUACGGUGGCAAGCUUCUUCAAGCAGGAAUCGGAUAAAAUGAAGGACGAGGAAUUGUACAAAUUCCUGCCGGAGCUUAAGCGCCCUGCGGCGCUGAUGAAGAAGCACAAGUGCAUACCGGGCUCGAUUAAGGUGGAAAUUUCUCCCGCUCCCGAGGAACUGAAGUACGCGUUGACACCGGAGCUGGCCAGAAUCGAUCCGUAUCCCGACGAUCACACGCGGCCUGUGAAGGAAGUUCUCGAGUUUCCAUCCACACCCAUUCUAAACCCGCACUACGCGUACCGUAACUUGCUGUUUGUGUCCACGAAGGAGCUAAACUUCUCAACCCGAGCGGGUUCGGCUCGCAACAUCGCCGUCAGGGUACAGUUGAUGGCGGGCGAGAAGCAAUUGGACGCACUGCCGGCCAUUUUCGGCAAAAGCUCCUGCGCCGAAUUCAGUACCGAAGCGUACAGUGCCGUUAACUACCACAACAAGCAGCCAACGUUUUACGACGAGAUCAAAAUCGAGCUUCCGGCUAAUCUGAAGCAAAAUCAUCACAUUCUGUUUACGCUCUUCCAUGUGUCGUGCCAGAAAAAGCCGCAGGAAGUGCAGUCGACCGUCGAGACGCCGGUGGGGUACACCUGGCUGCCGGUGCUCAAGGACGGUCACCUGAACGUUGGGGAAUUCAAUCUGCCCGUCAUGGUGGAGGAACCACCGGACAACUACUCCUUCAUACCGCCAGAUGUGCAGCUGCCCGGUACCAAGUGGCUCGACAACCAUCGGCAGGUGUUUUCGGUCACGAUCGAUGCGGUGACGUCGGUUCACGCGCUCGACGACUAUCUCGACAAGUUUAUCUUCAUGUGCGAGUGUCUCGACAUGCGCAAGGUGCCGCCCCGCAUCGGCGAGGGCAACAUGGAGCGAGAGUUCCGGAAAACGCUCGUAGAAUUACAGUGCGCCGAUCAGGAGCAGUUGGUGAAAAAUAUUCAGGUCAUACUGGACAAGCUGAUCGAGCUUCUCGUGACCACGUACAAGAUCGGUGGCGAAGCGCUGUCGCUCGGGCAGCACGUCUUCGAAACGAUCUGCCAGAUAUCGGAUAAAACUUGUGUAAGUAACGGAUCCCUGCAACCCGAGGCUCGUUACGGAAGGCAGAGCAUUCUGAGCACCUACAUACAGUUCCAAUGCAAGAUUCCGCAUCCGAUGGACCCAAAGUGUAAGCUCGGAUCGCUGCAGACACCCACCCGACGACCGGCGUCCGCUGACGAGAUGAACCGCAGCACGAGCAGUACCGAUUUGGCUGACAUCGGCAUGAGCCGUACAGCGGAUCGUGCCCUGAGCGUACGAUCGGAUGGAUGUUCGCCCGGGUCCGGCGUCAAGGAUGGGUUGGUCCGGUUGCUGCACGAAGAAAUCGCCCUCAACUGGGUGGUGGCGAGUGGAACGGCCGCCGAGCUGUCGAUGACGAACUCGUGGAUGCUGUUCGAGCUGAUGGUGAAAAGUAUGAUCGAGCAUCUGGACCUCACGAACGCUCUAAAUUCGCCCCGCAAAAGCCGUUUUCCACAUCAGUACACGGACGAUAUCGGAACGCUCGUUCACCUGGUCACGACCAAAGUGGUCGGCUACAACAGUAGCGACCCGAAGCUGGCCCAGUCGAUCAACUCAAGUUUGGCGUUUUUCGUGUUCGAUCUGCUCAGCAUCAUGGACCGCGGGUUCGUGUACGGGCUGAUCAAGACGUACUACAAGGUGAUUAUGACCAAAAGCACCUCCACCACGGACAUGAUCCAGUACAAACUGGACUUUCUGCGUAUCGUGUGCAGUCACGAACAUUUCGUUGCUUUGAAUCUACCCUUCGGUACGCCUUAUACGGCCCUCUCGGCUCCGUGCAGCCCGACACCGAGCGUUACUUCGAACAACAGUCAAAAUUCGUACGUCAGCGCCAUGACCGGAAACGAUCGAGCCCUGUACGCCGAUCUGAGUGUCGAGUUCCGUCAGCAGCACUUCCUCGUUGGGUUGGUGCUUCAGGAACUGGCGAAUGUGCUGGACAUUUCAAACACUGCACUACACGCGAAAGCAAUCAGUUGCCUCCGCGAUCUGCUAACCUCGCACGAUCUCGAUCCACGCUACAGUGAGGUUGAGGCGAGGGCUCGCGUCGCUGCCCUCUACCUGCCGCUGCUCGGCAUCGUAAUGGAUGUUAUUCCGCAGCUACACACUCCACUCUCGCAGUCACACGAUCGCCUCAACACCAUCGGUCAACUGGACGACUACCAGGGUCCGGCCACAUCGGUACCACCAGCCAGCACUAUCAGUCCGGAGGUUGCGUUUGCCAUUUCCGGCAUACGGCGCUACAGUUACGUGUCGGAAACGCCGAAACCGAAAGCCGCCCUGACUGGCGACACGCGUCACCUACUGGCUUGCUUCCUCUGGGUAUUGAAGAACCUCGAGCCGGGCACCCUCAUCAAGUAUACGACGGCACUGAGCCCCCAUCGCGUGCACCAGAUGCUGCAGGUGUUGAACAUCUGUCUACCGAACUUUGAGUACCGGGGCAAGAAGCAACCAGCGAACACCUCGAAGCGGAACACGUCCAGUUUCCGCAAAACGCCCGACAUGCGCGAAAAACUGGAAGAGUUUAUCCGUGGAACCGGUUCAGCGCGCAACGAUCUCAUCAACCGGCGCAAGGACGGUCGCAACUCGACGGAGAAGCUGCGCUGGAAGAAGGAUCAAAUACGCACCCAGUUCUACGACAGCAGUAUUAAAAACGAAGCCGAAUUGGAGAUGUGCAGCUUCAUCGAAGGAUCGCUCGCGACGGAAGUGUGCCUGACCGUGCUGGAUACGCUCGAGAUGAUCGUCCAGGUCGCGUCCUCAUCCGAGAUGCACCACAAUCUGCUGGGCACGGUGCUCAAGGUACUGCUGCACGCGCUUUCGCGCAACCAAAGCACGCUCGCGCUGCAGAACCUUUUCGCCUCGCAACGGUCGCUGGUUUUCAAGUACCACAAUCUGCUGUUCGACGAGGAGACGGACAACUGUGCCGAUCUUUGUUUGCUGCUGCUGAAACACUGCGGCUCCCAGUUGCCCACCGUGCGAUCACAAGCGGCUGCCUCGCUGUAUCUGCUGAUGAGACAAAAUUUCGAAAUCGGCAACAAUUUUGCACGCGUUAAGAUGCAGGUCACGAUGUCGCUCAGUUCGCUGGUGGGCACCAGCUCGUCGUUCAGCGAACAGUCGUUGCGCCGAGCCCUGAAAACGAUCCUAGUAUACGCCGAGUCGGACACCGAUUUGCAGGACACAUCUUUCCCCGAACAGGUGCAAGAUUUGUUGUUCAACCUGCACAUGAUUCUGUCGGACACGGUCAAAAUGAAGGAGUACCAGGAGGAUCCCGAGAUGUUGCUCGAUCUGAUGAACCGCAUUGCCAAAGGGUAUCAGAACUCGCCGGAUCUACGGCUGACGUGGUUGGAGAAUAUGGCCAAAAAGCACACGGAACGAGCCAACCACACGGAAGCGGCGAUGUGCUACGUUCACAGUGCGGCGCUUGUGGCCGAGUACCUAAGCAUGCUGGAAUCACAGACCCAUCUGCCGGUUGGGGCCGUUUCUUUUAAGCACAUUUCACCGAACGCCCUAAUGGAGUCGGCCGUCUCGGACGAUGUAGUGAGCCCUGGCGAGGAUGGCAUUUGUCUUGGUAAUAGCUUUACCGAGGGUGGACUGAAGCAGCUGCUGGAUCACGCGGCCAGCGCAUUCCAGGCGGCCGGCAUGUACGAAGCCAUGAACGACGUGUACAAGGUGCUAAUACCGAUCUGUGAGGCGAACCGCGAUUUCCGCAAGCUGGCCUCGAUCCACGGCAAGCUGCUCGAAGCGUUCAACCGCAUUGCGCAGCUGCAGGGUAAGCGAGUGUUUGGCACAUACUUUCGGGUCGGUUUCUACGGUGCCAAGUUCGGUGACCUCGAUCAGCAGGAGUUUAUCUACAAGGAGCCUACGCUGACAAAGUUGCCGGAGAUUUUUAGCCGCUUGCAAAAUUUCUACGCCGAUCGAUUCGGUCCGGACGUGGUGCAAAUCAUAAAGGACUCGAACGCCGUCGAAGUGGCCACGCUCGACCCGGAGAAGACGUACAUUCAGAUCACCUACGUCGAGCCGUACUUUGAAACGUACGAGCUACGCUACAAAGAAACGUACUUCGAGCGUAACUUUAACAUCAAACGUUUCAUAUUUGCUACACCGUUCACAAAGUCAGGCAAAGCGCACGGUGAUCUGCAUGAGCAGUGCAAAAGAAAAACCAUCCUCACCACGGCCAAUCACUUCCCCUAUGUGAAAACGCGCAUUCAGGUGGUCCAACGGCAGCAGAUUGUGCUCGAACCGAUCGAGGUGGCAAUCGAGGACAUUCAGAAGAAGACGGCCGAACUGGCAGCCGCUACCAAUCAAGAGCCGGCCGACCCGAAGAUACUGCAAAUGGUGCUGCAAGGGUGCAUCGGUACAACCGUGAACCAAGGUCCGAUGGAAAUGGCGCACGUGUUUCUGUCGAGCAUCGCCAAUGGGAACACAAUCCCGACGAAGCAUCAGAACAAACUGAGGCUGUGCUUCAAAGACUUCUCCAAAAAAUGCGCCGACGCGCUGAAGAAGAAUCGCAAUCUCAUUUUACCGGACCAGAAAGACUACCAGAAGGAAUUGGAACGCAACUAUCAGGUGUUUACCGAACGGCUCUCUCCACUGAUCACGAUCAGCCCUUCGCAGGCCCAAGGGCUGGUAGCGGCGAAGAACGACGUUCACAAUAAUAAUCGGUUGACCUGUACACUGCGCUUCUAGUGCGCCAGUAAUCUCAAUCCGUAAAGUCAUGAUUUGCUCUCUACACUCCCGGAUGAUCUUCAACCGAUUUAUCGGUUACCGUAUGGACGUUUAAGGAUUUGUUUGUCAAAAGGAUAGUCCUGUGCAUGCGUUGUGUUCCUCGUUUCUUUUCAUAUUAGUAAGUGCCAAAGAUUUUUUGGAAUAAUCCACAACAUUCAAUGCUCUAGAUUUCAAUGCUAAGGUUCUGAAAAGACGUGCAUUGCAACCUUUGCGGUCUCUUACUGUUCUGUGCUGAAAAGUAAAAGGAAUUGUGUAAACAUGUAUUUCCGUGCAAGGAAUCAAUAUUUAUAUACGUAUACCUAGGAUAAUAAGAAAUGAAAAAUAUUCGUUUAGUUUUGAGUUAAUGGCACUUAGUUCAGGAGGUAAUGGGCGCACUACGACGUAAAAGAAACACGCACAUGUUCACUGUAUGUUUUGCUGUAGUGUGUAUGGAAUCGCUAUUUUCGAAGCCGCCGGGAAUCGAAAUUUUCCCGUCAAAUAAAUAUUGUAGACUUUGAAACAAUUGAAAUUUCGACAGUUCUCACUUGGAAGUGAUUCACUUUCGACCAGUUAUCAGUGUCAUGAUAGCGGCUUCCAGCGAACCGACAAAGUAAGAUACGUUUUGUGCGAUAAUGUUCUCUCGCGAGCUUUUAUCCAAAACUACGGUUUGUAAUAAAUAUCCAUCAAUA
Molecule: messenger RNA, 6944 nt
Organism: Anopheles bellator
Lineage: Eukaryota; Metazoa; Arthropoda; Insecta; Diptera; Culicidae
Gene: Zir
Product: dedicator of cytokinesis protein 7
Exons: 7
Coding region: 1-6237 (2078 amino acids)
Biological process (GO): positive regulation of GTPase activity; small GTPase-mediated signal transduction
Molecular function (GO): guanyl-nucleotide exchange factor activity
Source: RefSeq, a predicted model, not a curated record